Molecule: messenger RNA, 2010 nt
Organism: Octodon degus (degu)
Lineage: Eukaryota; Metazoa; Chordata; Mammalia; Rodentia; Octodontidae
Gene: Cxcr1
Product: C-X-C motif chemokine receptor 1
Exons: 3
Coding region: 172-1236 (354 amino acids)
Biological process (GO): neutrophil chemotaxis; G protein-coupled receptor signaling pathway; immune response
Cellular component (GO): membrane
Molecular function (GO): interleukin-8 binding; C-X-C chemokine receptor activity
Source: RefSeq, a predicted model, not a curated record
CACACCAGGACGACAGCGGUCUGCAAGCCAGGAAGGUGCCUGUGCGGGAACUCGGCCACUGCUGGUCUUAGCGCUCUGGGCUCCAGAACUUUCCCUCUGUGAGGUCACUCUACUCUCUGAGCUGCUGUCUUGUACAAUCGGACACACUUGGCUGGUGCCUCAGAUCCAGUCAUGGGUGAAUAUAAGGACGUCUGGAAUUUUUCUGAUGAGCUGUGGUUUGUAGGGUUCGAAAAUAUCACUGGCUUUCCACCCACAGGAGAGGAUUUUAGCCCCUGUCUGAUAGACACUCAGGCACUCAACAGUUCUGCUCUGAUUGCCAUCUAUGUUGUGGUGCUCCUGCUGAGCCUGUUGGGAAACUCCUUGGUGAUGGUGGUCAUCUUGUGCAGCCAGGUCACCCGCUCUGUCACUGAUGUCUACCUGCUGAACUUGGCCAUUGCUGACCUGCUUUUUGCUCUGACCAUGCCCUUCUGGGCUGUCUACAAGGAGAAAGGCUGGAUUUUUGGCACACCCAUGUGCAAGAUCAUCUCACUUGUGAAGGAAGUCAACUUCUACAGUGGCAUUCUACUGCUUGUCGGCAUCAGCGUGGACCGCUACCUGGCCAUUGUCCAUGCCACACAUACGCUGACCCACAAGCGCCACUUGGUCAAGUUCAUAUGUAUAGGCAUUUGGAUUGUCUCUCUGAUUCUGUCUUUGCCCACCUGCCUCUUUCGCAAAGCCUUUCCCGUACAUGACUCCUUCCUAGUCUGCUAUGAGUUUCUAGGUAGUAACACAACCAGAUGGCGCCUGGUGCUCCGGUUCAUGUCCCAGAUCUAUGGCUUCAUCCUGCCGCUGCUGGUCAUGCUGCUCUGCUAUGGCUUCACGCUGCGCACGCUGUUUAAGGCCCACAUGGGGCAGAAGCACCGGGCCAUGAGGGUCAUCUUCGCCGUUGUGCUUGUCUUCCUGCUCUGCUGGCUGCCCUACAACCUGGUCCUGCUCUUGGACACCCUCAUGAGGAACAAAUGGAUUGAGGAGACGUGUGAACGCCGCAAUCACAUCAACUUGGCCCUGGAGGCCACUGAGAUCAUGGGCUUCCUUCACAGCUGCCUCAACCCCAUCAUCUAUGCCUUCAUUGGCCAAAAGUUUCGCCAUGGACUCUUAAAGAUCCUCGCUGCCCGUGGCCUAAUGAGCAAGGAGUUCUUGACUCGCCAUCGUGUGUCCUCUUACAGCUCCUCCAGCACUGUCGCUUCCAACCUCUGAAAGCCAGUGAUGACAGUCUCUCCCUCUUCAUAGGGAUAAUAGCCAUCACCCCAAGGUUGGUGGGUGGGAUUGACUGGCUUGAACCAAUUCCUCUGGGUUUGAAGGGCAACUACAGAGUGUGGGGGUCAGGAUUGUGCCUCAGGGACUGCACCAGCCUUCUGAGGAAGUACUAGAGACCUCCAGGGACCAACUUCCCAUUGCUGUGAAAAGGAGCAGCCUCAUUUUUGUUGAACUUGUGCAUCUUUGAUCCACUAACUGGGUAAUAAGCACAGUUCCAUCUGAAGCCUGCAUCUUACAGUAGAGCAAAGAACUGGGGUCUGUACAAAUGGCUGGAUCCUCUUGAUAGUUCACAAUGGAACAUCACCCCAAAUGCCGAGUAUGUUCUAAACAGGCUGUGUAGUGCCUCUACAUUUUCUGUGCCCUCUGAUCUUAUGGGAUUCUUUUUGUACCUCUCAUACAUUGUAGUAUCUGCUGAGGACUUCAAGGCAGGUGCUGCUAAGGCACCACACCACCAGGUGGCCUUGUGCUGGAGUCAGAAAUAAUUUGCCCUUGGGUGCUGUGGGUGGGUGAACAAAGGAUGUUUGGGAAACCAGAGCUUUCACAUGAAAUCCUCUUGACUCUGUGGUCAGAGACAGGACAAUGAACAUGCUGGAUAUGUGCAGAGCCGUGGACGGAGCAAGACUUGCCCAUUUGACAAGGAGCAGUAGCAACUGCACAGACUCACACACACUUGUCAGCCAGCUGGCCAGUCCCAUAUUUCCAAUAAAAUUUCUG